AUGAAGCACCUUGCGGCCUACCUCCUCCUCGGACUCGGUGGUAACACCUCUCCCUCCGCUGCCGACGUCAAGGCUGUCCUUGAGUCCGUCGGUAUUGAGGCCGAUGAGUCCCGUCUCGACCAGCUCAUCUCCGAGCUCGAGGGCAAGGACAUCAACGAGCUGAUCGCUUCCGGCUCUGAGAAGCUUGCUUCCGUUCCCUCCGGCGGUGCUGGUGGUGCUGCCCCCGCUGCUGGUGGUGCCGCUGCCGCUGGUGGUGCUGCUGACGCGCCUGCUGAGGAGGCCAAGGAGGAGGAGAAGGAGGAGUCCGAUGACGACAUGGGCUUCGGUCUCUUCGACUAA
Molecule: messenger RNA, 339 nt
Organism: Didymella exigua CBS 183.55
Lineage: Eukaryota; Fungi; Ascomycota; Dothideomycetes; Pleosporales; Didymellaceae
Product: ribosomal protein 60S
Exons: 2
Coding region: 1-339 (112 amino acids)
Biological process (GO): cytoplasmic translational elongation; translation
Cellular component (GO): ribosome; cytosolic large ribosomal subunit
Molecular function (GO): structural constituent of ribosome
Source: RefSeq, a predicted model, not a curated record